CCGGCCUACUGACUAUGCCCCGGAGUCCCACGUCCAGUGAGGAUGAGAUGGCCCAGAGUUGUUCUGACUACUCAGAGGACUCCGCCUCUGACAGCUCCCGUGAGGAGACCAUCUACGAGACCAUAAGAGCCACCGCCGAGCCGGCCCCCAGACACAUGGACGACAUACACACUCACUCCCUGGUCGUCCGCAUCGUCAUCCCUGACCUGCAGCAGACAAAAUGUAUGCGGUUCAACCCAAACGCUACCGUGUGGGUUGCCAAGCAGAGGAUCCUGUGCACGCUGAACCAGAGUCUGAAGGAUGUGUUGAACUACGGCCUCUUCCAGCCCGCCAUGAACGGACGAGACGGGAAGUUCCUGGAUGAAGAACGACUCCUCUUGGAAUACCCACAGCCAAUCAGCAAAGGAGUUCCAUCUCUGGAGUUCCGCUACAAGAACCGAGUCUACAGGCAGCCCCAUGUGGAAGAGAAGCAGAUUGCCAAACUUCACACCAAGGCCAACUUGAGAAAGUUUAUGGACCUCAUCCAGCACCACCAGGUGGAGAAAGUAUCUAGGCUGCUGGAGAGAGGGCUGGACCCCAACUACCAGGAUACAGAGACCGGUGAGACCCCCCUGACGUUUGCGGCCCACCUGGAUAACGUGGUGGAGAUCAUAAAGAUUCUGAAGAAUGGAGGGGCCCACCUGGACUUCAGGGCCAAAGACGGCAUGACGGCCCUACACAAAGCUGCUAGGUCCAAGAACCAGGUUACUCUGACGACCCUGUUGGAGCUUGGUUUGUCUCCAGACUAUAAGGACAGCCGGGGUCUGACGGCGCUCUACCACACAGCCAUGGUGGGAGGAGACCCGUUGUGCUGUGAGUUGCUGCUACAUGAACACGCCACCGUCUGCUGCCAGGACGAAAACGGCUGGCACGAAGUCCACCAGGCUUGUCGGAAUGGCUUUGUCCGGCAUCUGGAGCAUCUGCUGUUCUACGGGGCGGACAUGAGCGCACAGAACGCCUCAGGGAACACAGCGCUGCACAUCUGUGCUCUCUACAACCAGGAUAACUGUGCCAGGGUGCUGCUGGUCCGUGGAGCCGACAAAGCGGUGAAGAACUACAACAGCCAGAGUCCCUUCCAGGUGGCCAUCAUCGCAGGGAACUUCGAACUGGCUGAACUGGUCAAGAACCACAAAGAGACAGAUAUAGUGCCUUUCCACGAGGUCCCGGAAUACUCCAAGCGGCGUCGUGCACUUCCCCCUACCAGCAGCAGCGGCAGCUCCCUGGCGACCCCCCGGGUCCUACUGCGCUCCAACAGUGACAACAACCUCACGGUGAGCCAAGGGCCCCCCCAGGACUGGUCCCAGCCCCAGGGACCCCCCCAGCACCACAGACCCCAACACGGAGGGGUCGGACCCCCCACCUCCACCUCCCACCAUAUCCUCUCUCCACAGCUGCUCCAGCAGAUGCAGGGGAACCCCAAUGGCACUGUUAGCACCAUGGGCCAGGGGUCCCGCAGUACCAGCGUGGGGGUGGUCCCCCGGAGUCAGUCCCCGUCCCUCAACCGGCUGGGAGAGGAGGCCCGCAGGCCGCACUCGCAGACACAUGUACAGACACAGCAGACGCAGCACAGACAGCCCAGCCCCAGUGGUAAUGUGGAGGUGGUGGUGCAGCGGAGGAAGCUGUACAGUGCUGUGCCAGGGAGGCACUUUGUGGUGGUCCACGCCUACCGGCCACAGGCCGAGGGAGAGAUCCCCCUCUACAAGAACGACAGGGUCAAAGUUCUGAGCAUCGGAGAGGGGGGCUUCUGGGAAGGCAGUGCCCGGGGCCAGGUGGGCUGGUUUCCUGCGGAGUGCGUGGAGGAGAUUCCUGCCAAGCCCAGCGAGGAGAGGAUGCACACAAGAGCUGACCGCUCGGACAGGAGGAAACUCUUCCGACACUACACUGUGGGGUCCUACGAUAGCUUUGACGCCUCCAGCGACUGCGUGGUCGAGGAGAAGACGGUGGUCUUGACCAAGAAGGAGAAUGAAGGCUUCGGCUUCGUGCUGCGAGGGGCCAAAGCGGACACGCCCAUCGAGGAGUUUACUCCCACCCCUGCCUUCCCAGCCCUCCAAUACCUGGAGUCGGUGGAUGAGGGAGGAGUGGCCUGGCAGGCGGGGCUUAGGACCGGGGACUUCCUCAUUGAGGUCAACCAGGAGAAUGUGGUGAAGGUGGGCCACAGGCAAGUGGUCAACAUGAUCCGUCAUGCAGGGAACAGCCUCAUCAUCAAAGUGGUAACGGUCAGCAGGAAUAUGGACCCUGAGGACACCGCACGCAAAAAAGCCCCCCCACCGCCAAAGAGAGCCCCCACAACCGCCCUGUCUAUGCGCUCCAAGUCUAUGACCUCUGAACUGGAAGAACUAGCCACACUAAGGAAAAAGAAAGGUGAUGGUCAGAAGAAGAGGAUAUGUUUUCAAGUCACUCUAAAUAAAGUGGAUGAGGUGUCACCUUCCCAGAAUGCCGUGGACACGAAGGUGGCCACCAUUAAGCCACGCCCCUCCAGCCGCUGUUUGGUCACGCCUACUGACAUGAAUUCCAUGUACGACCGCCAAGGUGGUGUGGCAGUGGUACCACCCACCAUGCCAGGCAGUCCUAGAGGGGGGGCAUUCCUGGGCAUACUUGCCAAGGGUGGCACCAUGAGGAGACAGAAGUCCAUAGGUAUAACAGAAGAGGAGAAGACGCUCCUCACCCCUCCCCCACUCAAGUUCACCCGCAGCCUCUCCAUGCCCGACACGUCCGAGGACAUUCCCCCUCCCCCGGCCAUCUCCCCCCCGUCUCCCCCCUCCUCCUUCAACUCUCCAUCCGUCUCCCCCACGCCACGGGGCUUAGGCACCAACCGACCGGGCCUCACCCUCAACUCCGCUGGAAAAUGUUCCAACACCACUAUCCUUGGCAACCGCACAGUAGAUGUAGGGACGCUAAGGCGAGGUUAUCACCGCCAGAGCUCAGAACAGUACGAUAGUAGAAGCAGAGGACGGGCACCUGUGCCCGAGAACCCAUACUCGGAGGUGGGCAACAAGGCGCUGUACGUGCCUGCCAAGCCGGCAAGGAGGAAGGGCAUGCUGGUCAAGCAGCCCAAUGUGGAGGACAGCCCAGAGAAGACCUGUUGUGCCCUGCCCUCAGAUGCCAUUUCCAUGCCGACCACACCAACUGAGAGGACCUUCUCGUCCAUUCCCAUCCCCACCAUCAUCGUCAAGGAGCCGUCCACCAGUAGCAGUGGAAAGAGCAGCCAAGGCAGCAGUAUUGAGAUCGAGCCCACCACGCCCGAACACCCACCCUUAACGCCCGGGGCAGGGGGCAGGGGACUGAGGCCUGAAGACCCCAUUGUCAACAACCCCUUCGCGGCUGCCAUCGCAGGGGCAGUGAGGGACCGGGAGAAGAGGCUGGAGGCGCGGAGGAACUCGCCCGGCUUCCUCUCCACCGACAUGGGGGAUGAGGACUUGGGAGACCAGGCCCCGUGCCUACUCCAGUCCAAGUCUAUCGACGAGGGGAUGUUCAGUAAUGACGAGCACCUGCAGAGGAUAAUGGCUCCCCCGCCGGCCUCCACCCUGCUGCGGUCACAAGAAGGGGGUGACCGUGGGGGUAACGUGACAGACUUCAACACCCCUGAGCCCACCCAGGUGGUGAGGGAACCCCUGACCGCGCGUACCGGCCAGUACCCCAACCUGGACAGCCCCGUCAGUCUCCCGGCCACUCCACCCAAGACCUACAGCUCCAACGGAGGAAGGGACUACCUGCACCCCGUCACAGGUAAGGCCCUGGACCCUAACUCGCCCCUCGCCCUGGCGCUGGCGGCCCGGGAAAGAGCCAUGAAGGAGCAGACACAAACAACCAUGGCGACGCAAGCCCCACCCCUUUCUCAACCUCAACCGCUCCCCAAGAGCGAUGCCCCCCAGUCCCUCCCUCCCAACCCCCACAAACCUAGCCUCAAUCAGCCCCUCUUCAUCGAUACCAAACUCCGCUCCAACACCGAGGCAAGCUUCGCUACCUCCACGACAACUCUGGGGCGAGGCAGAGUGGUAGGCCUGAGGAGACAGAUGACAGAGCAGAAGUACGAGUCGGAUGGAGCGAGGGAGGAGAGGCAGCAGGCGGAGCAGGAUGGGAAGAGCAUACAGAUCGACGUUGUGAACACGUCACAACCGCAGAAAGCUGCUGGGCUGCUGAUGGUGCACACCAAAAACAGCCCAGAGGAGGAAGACAGGGGACAAGAGAAUACACCAGCCCAGGACAACAGCAUCCCCAGUGAACUGAGAGACCCCAACCAGCCAAAACCCCCCACCAACAGCCACAGUUCCAUGCCCCUGCCCCCUGUGCCACGGGGGAAGAGCAUCACGGCUGGGGGGUCGGUGGACGAGCCAAUCAAGCUGCCCUUCCGCAUGCCCCCUCCCCCACUGGCCUCAGUGGACAUCGAGGAGGUGGAGGAGUUUGUCUUCUCCGAGCCCUUGCCGCCACCGUUGGAGUUCGCCAACAGCAUCGACAUCCCUGAGGACCAGGCAACGGCCAUCGCUGAGUUGCUCAAGCAACGAGACCAAGAGAGACGCAACGGUAUGGGGGACAGGGGGCCAAAUACACCCCCAUACUACACCCACGCCCCGUCCCCUGUCGGCCAGUUCCGACGGGGAAGCGGGAUGUCCAAUUGCGUGCCCCCACCCUCCUAUCCCCCUCCGCCCCCCGACGGUGGCUUUGAGCAAGGUGUCACUGACUCAGGCAUCGAGGAGGUAGACAGUCGCAGCAGUGGAGACCCCCGUAUGGAGACUACCAGCACAAUUUCCACAGUUUCCAGCAUCUCUAUACUGUCGUCGGAGGGCGGGUACAACAGCGCCCUGGAGAACACUUCUAUGGUCUAUACUGAUGGCCAGGCUUACCUCGAUGACCGACCCCCCGUUCCCCCCAAGCCCAAAAACAAGCCCAUCAUCAACAAGAACACUGCACUUUACCACGACGUCCUCAUGGAGGAAUCCCUGGACUCCUUCGGGGCACCCCCUCCUGUCCCUCCUCCUCCACCCGGGUCCAUGUCCCCCCCGAAUCUCCCCAGGACUCCCACCCAUCGGUCGUCCAAGCUGUGGGGCGAGCCCCCGGAGCUAAGGAGCCCACCCACAUCCGACCCCAAGGCCACGGUUAUCAACGAGUUGAGCUCCAUCUUAUCACAGAUGUACCGGCCCAAACCGUGGGACUCCUUCGACUCACCCACCACAGGGGCCAGGGGCAGCUUUGGAACUAGCUCUCCAGCCCCAGGAAGCCAACGGAACUCCAGCGUGUCAUUCAGCCUGCCACCCUCCUCCUGCACCCCUCCUUCCAGCCUGCCCCCUCACCUCUGCAGCCCCCCGGACACCUCGUCGCUCUCCUCGCCCCCCUGCCCCUCCUCUUUACCCCACUCUGCCUCGCCCAGCCUCAGUGACCUCUUCGGCCUGCCCACCCCACCCAUGGGGAGUACGAGUGGCUUCGGCAGCAUGGGCGGUAGCCUUGGUGGAGGGUCCUCGUGCGGAGGCUCGCGCUCCCCCUCGCCACUGACCCUAAUGCAGGCCGUAGCCACCUCAGGCAAACCCUUUGCCUCCAAGCCCGUGGAGCUGUGGAGCAAGCUGGACGUAGCCGACUGGCUGGACAGUCUGAAUUUGUCGGAGCAUAAAGACGCCUUCCUGGACAACGAGAUCGAGGGCGCCCACCUGCCCUCGCUGCAGAAAGAGGAUCUGAUUGACCUGGGGGUGACGAGGGUGGGCCACCGCAUGAACAUUGAGAGGGCCCUCAAAAUGCUGCAGGACAGAUAAAGCCAGGGGGUGUGGAUUUAUCUGAAACACUCUCUGUCCUACCUGUUCUCCUUUUCUGUCUGGGACGAUUUAGGAAUCGGCCUCUGACUCCUCCCUUCCUGCCUCGACUCUGUGGCGUGUUUGUGUUUGAUCAUUCCCAUUCUGCUUCCCGAGUAUCAGGGGAUGUCGGAAUCCUGAAGGAACUGCAUCAAUCCAGAAUGGAGAAAAAGUGGGAAAAAUCCUGUAUCCUUUUAGGGAUGCUCUUGUCACCACACUUUGGAAUAUUCUUGAAACGUAGCCCUCAAACACUUUGAAAUACUGAUAGAAAUCCAACCUGGACAAUUUUGGAAUACUAAAGACUACAACUCCAAAUUUGCUUUGGAAUACUCAAUACUUUUUCAAGCUCCCACAGUGCGGGUGUUUGAAACCAGCUGAGCUGGUUGGCGCACCUUUUCUAUCUUUGCUAGAGUUUCUUCAGAGAAUAUUUCUUCACUAGAGUCAAACCGUGGGUUAUGUUUAUGGAUGCAUCUGACGUUGUAGAAACAUUUGAAAAACAUUAGAAACAAGAAUCUUUGCAGAAAUGUUUAGCUUAAUCCUAAACCAUAUCACUCGCUGCGAGCAAAUACACACACGCACGCACGCACACACACACACACAGAUAUCCGGCGAUGGCCUUCUCCUGAGAGAAACAUAAUGAUGUGUUAGUCUUUUCUAAUGCAUGGCUGGAGGGGCUCUACUGUAGCAGGCACCACUGUCCCCUUCACAUCCCUGUUCACUGUGGAAGGUGUGUGUAUUUGCGUUUUGUCAGAGACAUGUUUGUGAGGUGUGUGUGCGCACGCUGUGGGAGGUUUGCUAAAUGGGUUUUAGAAAGACAUGAGUGAGAGUGUAAGGCCUAGAUUCAAUCAAAUCAAGCGUUAAGCAGUGCUAGCCGACACCCGCAUAGCUGAUGUUUUGGCGGUGUCAGAGGUGUAACGGUGUUGGAGCUGUCAAAUCGGUGAUCAUUGUCACGAAGCCUCACAAAUGUAUUUAUUGUUAGAAGUUCAAAAAGAGAAAGUGUAUGCUAUAUAGAAAUCAUAUAGCACACAAUAAUACGCUCAAAUUGAAAACCAUGAAACAAGACAAUGAGGAUUUCUAUCAACCUAAUCAAGGUGUAGACUGCAUCUCACAUUCCGGUGUCCGAACUUGUAAAAAGGGCUGCGUGGGAUUUAUCUUAAUGCGAUUCUGUGCAGCCAAUGGCAAUGUCUGUUUUAGGUAUAAUGCCAGGAGCCGCUUGUGGAUUUGACAGCUCUAACUAACACAGUUCCACCUCCGACACUGCCAAAACAACCCUACGCUGGUGUUGGCUGGCAAGGAUCUGAUAUAAUCUAGCCCUAAGUGUUGGCGUCAUAUGUGUUUUCAUCGUCUUCCACACACUUGACAGUGAACCGGACAGGAGUGGAAUGCCAGACCCCUUACUCCCUACCCCCGAAUCAACCAGCCUCCCUUCAGGCCUAUGACAGAAAUAAUCCACCUAUCACAACAACAAUUUUCCUGCCAUAAUAUCACCAUCUCUCUCCUCUCUAUUCAGCCAUCUUUAAUCAUGUCUAAUCACUGAGUGAUUCCUUUCACAGAUCAAACAUUGUUUUUAUAUUAAUACCAGUGUGUGCUGUUGUGUUAUAGGUGAAGGUUAAAAACAAUUUGUUGACAUAAUGAUUCUCGGUGAGUAUUUGAAGACAACCAUUUAAAGGAUGAGUGCAAAACGGGUGUUACUUUGUGAUCUGUGUUAACAUAGGACACUGGUUGACUGUGUGCUUGUUUUUAGACAGCUUACUUGUACUGUGCAUUGCAGGGGCCAAGAAUACUAUUCACUAAAAUCUGCUACCCAGACAUUCACACAAUCACCGAAGAGGAUUUAUUUUUUUAAAUGUAUAGGAACAUUUACAAAGUUUGUGUAUGAUUUGCCGAUGAAUCACAAAAAAAUAUCGACGAGGUGUUAGUCCUACCUGGUGUUUCCAGGGGGAAGAAAAGCGGUGUGACACAGCAACACCAACUGAGCAACUAUUAGAGGGGUAUGGUUUGAUCCAGCCAAUAAAGGCUUUCUAUGAUGCAUUUGGUCCAUGUUCAUUUGAGAAUGAAAUGGAGAGUCCUCCGUAACACUUUACUUAAGCCUGCAGGUAGAAGGCUUGCUUAUCAAAAGUUAUAAAGUAUUAUUACUACAGGCUUCAAGUAAAGUGUUACGGAGUCCUUUUCUUAACACAUCCCUGGUGUAGAACUAGAUUAUCUUCCAAUCAAAGCUCCCAUCUGACUGCCAAUCAAUUGUCUCCAUCCUUUUUCAUGAAACACCAUUUAGUCAAUGUACCCAGGAAGUGUUUGGUGGCAUUUAUUUGAAGUAAAUUGAAUAUAUUUAUUGUUUUGAAUGUGUAUAAAGGAAUGAUUUAAAGAAAAGAGUACAUCUACAGAAUAAUUAGAUGUAUAAUAUUUCUAAACGGUUCAGAGAGAAUUUCUAUGAAAGACUAUGGCCAUUGCAUCCAUCCUCAGAACUUAUUUUCACUCUAUCCCUGUUUUGUGUUUGAAUAGUGCCUCAAAUAGCUCAUUAUUCUCUACAUAGUGCCCCAUUUCUGGCCUCUCUGCCUCUGAACUAGAUUAGAACUACCCCAGAAUGGACUGCAAAGAGAAGUGUGGAAGCCAUGUAUGCCACUGUACCCCGAUGACCUAUAUAUUAGAACAUAUCACUAAAAAGUGAACUGUAUUUUGGUGGUCAUUCGAGGACAUAUCCCAUGAUUAGAUCAGUUCACAGUGAUGUUCUAUGAACAUAACCAUGAUUGUUUGGAUUGUGUGCAAUUUAGGGUCUCCUGUAGGGCAAAAAAAAGAAGCUACCUUGGUGAGAUUCCUUCUUCUGUCUCCCGGUCCCUUUGUGCAACUGUAUGGUAAUGAAGGGAAGACAAAGGGAUGAGGGGAAAAAAGGGAAUACCAGGCCGACAGAAAGAGAAGACUUGCAGGACACUGCUAUAAUCCAUUCAUUAUUUUUAAAAGAAUCAACAGAAGUGACAGAAAAAAAAGCACAGUAUUUUUUAUGAUUUAUAUAGAAUUCUAUGGAAUUUUAUAAAAGACAUUUGGAGAAAAAUAUUCAACUCUGAAGUGUGGUUUGCCAAAAAGUGAAGAAGAAAACAACUAUAUUAUAUAUAAAUAUAUAUUAAUAGAAAUUAAUAACAGAUUUAUGAGGAAACUAAGAAGCAAUAUUUAUACUGAAUGGAUAUCCUUGGUUGUGGUUUUUUCCCAGUUUUAAGAUGAACUAUCGUUAUAUAUUAUCACCUGUUGAUAUUAUGAACACUGAUAGAUUAAGUGGACAGAAGACAUUUGUCCAAUCAAAAUAUAUUUUAUAUACUAUCCUCUGGCCAUCACCUGCCUAUCUUGAAUAUUGUAAUUUUUGACAAUUCCAAAUCGCUUAGUCUGUAUAAAAUGUGUGUAUAAAUGAGUGAAACGCUUUACAUUUAUACAUAUCCUCACAGUCCACUGGAUUGAAAAUUGUCCUGAUGACACUUUUAUGCUCAACAUAUAUAGAAAUGUACAAAAAAAGAUUAGUUGUGACUGUUGAUUUCAUGGAGAGAAAAAAAACAUAUCACUAAGCUAAUUUAUAUGUGGAAUAGUAGUAGUAUUAAGAUGCUAUACAAAUCAUCACUGUGUGACUAUAAGGCUAUGCUACAUAAGGACUGGCAUGGCUCACUAUCCCCCCUACCAUCACAACACAGUCCUUCACUUACCCAUCGGCAACUAUUUGGAUACUUUUCCUAUUUUCUCUUCUUUUUUCUCUUCUCUUCUUUUUUUCCAUUCUACAUAAAUACCAAGACGUUUCCGUCUCUUUUGUGUAUAUUUGUGUUCAUGUUCUCUAUGUUGUAAUGCCUCAUGCGUAGAGUCGACUAUCGAAUUAUCAAAAAUGAAAAAGAAAGAGAAGUUCCUUGUAACUGCACUCUUCCUUCCCCCAAAAUCCUCAAUACUUCUUGUAUGGCAACCAAAAGUUACUGUAAGAAAUAAAUAUAAUAUUGCACUA
Molecule: messenger RNA, 9786 nt
Organism: Oncorhynchus masou masou (cherry salmon)
Lineage: Eukaryota; Metazoa; Chordata; Actinopteri; Salmoniformes; Salmonidae
Product: SH3 and multiple ankyrin repeat domains protein 2-like
Exons: 23
Coding region: 15-5780 (1921 amino acids)
Cellular component (GO): postsynaptic membrane; postsynaptic density; dendritic spine
Molecular function (GO): synaptic receptor adaptor activity; ionotropic glutamate receptor binding
Source: RefSeq, a predicted model, not a curated record